Molecule: messenger RNA, 1974 nt
Organism: Monoraphidium neglectum
Lineage: Eukaryota; Viridiplantae; Chlorophyta; Chlorophyceae; Sphaeropleales; Selenastraceae
Exons: 5
Coding region: 1-1974 (657 amino acids)
Molecular function (GO): protein binding
Source: RefSeq, a predicted model, not a curated record
AUGGAGGAGCUGCAGUCCAUCGGCCUGCUCGACGGCGAGGGCGAAGCCGCAGCGGCCACCCCCCGCGGCGGCGCGCCGCCGGACGCCGCGGCGGCGGCGGCGGCGGAGCCGGAGCCGGAGAGCGGGGCCGGGGAUGGGGGCGCGGCGGAGCAGCGGACACUGGGGUCGCUGGCCGGCGCGCCCGAGUGGUGCAAGGUGCUGGACACCGGCGGCGGCAAGGUUUACUAUUGGAACGUUUCCACGAACGAAGUGAUCUGGGACCCGCCGGCAGGCGUGGAUGGGGAUGACCUCAUUCCCCCGCCGGGCGGCCACGGCGCGGCCGCGGGCGGCGGCGAGGCCGCCAGCAGCGUGCAGAGUGGCCACACCGCCGCAGCCGCCGGCGCCGACGCGGCGUCGGCGCCGCCACCCGCCGCGCCGGCGGGCGGGGCUGAGGGCAGCGGGGCUGUGCAGCUGCCAAGCGGCGAGGUCGAGCCCGUGCUCGGCCUCUUGCGCUCGGAGCUCUCCGCCGCGGCGGCCCCGCUCCUGGCCGCGGCGCCGGCGGCGCUGCGGAUGCUGAUACAGCUGGACGUGCUCGAGCAGCAGUGGGGCGCGUUUUCGGCGCGCCAGCGCGCGGCCGCGGCGGCGGGGGACGCGGCGGGGGCGCUCGGCUGGGGGACAUAUGAGGAGUCUGUGAUGCGGCAGCUGCAGGGCAUGUUUGCGCGACUGGGGCCGGCGCUGGAGCAGCUUGGCGCUGGCGGCGCGCACGAGCAGCAGCAGCAGCAGCAGCAGCAGCAGCAGCAGCAGCAGCAGCAGCAGCAGCAGCAGCAGCAGCAGGGACAGCGGCUUGCGGCUGCCGCGCCGCAGCGGUACAGCGCGCCGCCGGCGCUGCACGCGCCGCCGCUGCCGGAGGAACCCGCGGCGCCCGCCGCCGCCGCCGCCGCCGCCGAUGCCGGUGGCACCUUUCGCGGGCUGCCUGGUCUUCAGGGGCCCGCGGCCGGCGCUGGCGAGGACGGCGGCGGCGCCGCCGCGGCGGCGGCGCCAUUCUUGCCUCCGCUGCCCCCGGAAGAGGCGCCUAGCGUCCCAGUGGUGGCGGCACGGCCGGUGGCUCCGCAACAACAGCAGCAGCAGCAGCAGCAGCAGCAGCAGCAGCAGCAGCAGCAGCAGCAGCAGCCGCCGCUUGGCAAGAAGCGCCCCGCCGUGGCCAAACCCGCACCCGUGAGCGCCAGCGGCGGCGCGAAGCGUGGCCGCACCGCGGCGCUGCUGGAUAAGUGGAGCGCGGUGCGGCGAGAUCUGGAUUCCGAAGAGGCGGCGGCGCGGAAGGCGGAGGAGGAGCGGGAAGAUCCAGAGGCGCGGGAGCGGGCGCGGCGGCGGGAGAUCGAGGCGUGGCGCCGAGAGCAGCUCGCCGCCGGCGCCGGCAGCAGCAACCCCAACUUUGCGCCCCUCGGCGGCGGCGCCGGCGCCAUUGCCGCGGCGGUCGGCAAGAAGCCGAAAAAGAAGGCCGCGGCAAAGGGCGCGCUUGCGGCCGCGGCGGCGGGCGGGGCUGCGGGGGGCGCAGGCGGCCACCCGACGCACAGCGCUGAGAAGCCUGAUCUGGACGCGCUGUCUGUCGGGCUGCCGGUUGGCUGGCGCGCAAUGUGGGAGAAGGCGUCUGGGGCGAUCUACUAUGGCAAUCCUGACACAAAGCGGGACCCGCGCGCGCGAGGAGAGGCGUGCCCCGCGGGCGGCGCGUCCCACGGGCGGUGGGACCCCGCACGCGGUGUGUGGGCUUUGAGUGUCGCCGGCGGCGGCGACGGCGGCGGCGGCAAAGGCGGCGGCGGCGCGAGAGGGGGCCCGAUCGGCGCCGGCCGCGGGGCUCGGGGUCGCGGCCGCAGCGCCGGCGGCUGGGUCAAGGGCGUGUCGGCUGCGGCGUGCCCCGUUGGCCAGGUGGCCAGCGGCCGCGCGGGCGCCCCGCCGCAGCCGCAGGGCCCGGGCGCCGCUCAGCUCCGCGAGCGCUGA